AUGGAUGGAUGGUUUGAAGUUCGAACUACCUGUGAUGCCAAUUUAAAUGUCGCCUCUUCAAUAUCGGCAAUAGCAUUUGAUCCAAAUCAAGAAUUAUUAUGGACCGGAAAUGAUAAGGGUCGAAUUGCUUCACUUUUUGGAAGUGGAUUACAUCAUUAUACAAGCUUUCGAGCACACUUAGCACCAGUUAUACAAAUUUUAGUUAACGAUAGAGAUGUGAUUUCGUUGAGUUCAGCUAAUCGAAGAGAUUGCAAUGAGGAUACUACUGAUUUACGUUGUAUGACUUACACAACCAUGCCAGAUUCAGAAAUCUUGGCGGCAGGGAAGCAACAUAAUAUGUUGGUUAUUAAUGUCGCAAGGGGUACGGUUGUUAAAAAGGUGGAAUCAGAGAGUGAAAUUUGUGGUGAUGAGGAAAUCAAAG
Messenger RNA from Funneliformis caledonium, 421 nucleotides. NCBI's taxonomy places the organism in Eukaryota, Fungi, Glomeromycota, Glomeromycetes, Glomerales, Glomeraceae. The record is from the annotation of a GenBank genome assembly.